Molecule: messenger RNA, 642 nt
Organism: Linum tenue
Lineage: Eukaryota; Viridiplantae; Streptophyta; Magnoliopsida; Malpighiales; Linaceae
Source: the annotation of a GenBank genome assembly
AUGGCAAAAUCACAUUUCAUCCUCCUCCUUCCUUCUCUCAUCCUAGCCCUUUCCCUCUCUCCAUCUCCCCACUCCACCACCUCCGCCGCCGCCACCUCAUCAUCAGCCUUCAUCGACUCCUCCUGCGCCGCCACCCGCUACCCCGACCUCUGCCGCCAAUCCCUCUCCUCCUACGCCCGCACCCUCCAGCAGAACGACCACCGCCGCCUCGCCCUCGCCGCCUUAUCCGUCAGCCUCGCCAAGGCCAAGUCAGUCUCCUCCUACGUCACCCAAGCCGCUGAGCUGGCGUCCAAAAAUGGCAACACCAACCCCUCUGUGGUCCAGGCGGUGAAGGACUGCACCCGCAACAUGGGCAACGGGGUGAACCGGCUCGACCAGUCGGUCAAGGAGCUCACCGUCCUGGGCGGGCUCGAGGGGGACAAGUUCGAGUGGCACAUGAGCAACCUGCAGACGUGGGUCAGCGCGGCGCUGACCGACGAGAACAUGUGCGUUGAAGGGUUCGCGGACCGGACCAUGGACGGUCCGGUUAAGGUUGGGGUCAGGCGCCGGGUGGUCUACGUGGCUAAGAUCACUAGUAACGCUCUCGCUCUAGUUCAGCGGUUCGCGGCGAAGCAUGCUCGUGUCGGCCGGCAUCAUCCUUAG